AGUUGGUCUUGGCCCGGUUUAGAGCCAGAACCGGCGGCCCUGGUCGGGUCUACGGGAUGAAUCGCUUCAAGAGAACAAAUCUUCCUUGGAAGCUCUUCUUUUUCUUUCACUUUUUGAAGAAACCAAUAUCAAUGGAGUCUUUGAAACCCCAUGCAGUUUGUAUUCCAUUUCCUGCUCAAGGCCACAUAAACCCUAUGCUAAAACUUGCAAAACUACUUCAUUUCAGAGGCUUCCACAUCACCUUUGUCCAUACAGAAUUCAAUUACCAACGCAUACUCAGCAACAGAGGUCUUGAUUCUCUCAAGGGCUUCCAUGAUUUCCAGUUUGAAACUAUCUCCGAUGGUCUGCCGGAGGCUAGCCAGCGAGGCAUCGAAGACUUACAACACCUCUGUAUAACCUUGCCGGACCAUGGCCGGCGUUCAUUUCGGGACCUCAUAGUUAAACUUAAUGGCUCAUCGAAUUUGCCUGCUGUUUCUUGCAUUAUUUCUGAUGGUGUGAUGAGCUUCACUUUAGAGGUUGCUUAUGAAUUUGGCAUUCAAGAGAUGAUUCUUUUUACUCCUAGUGCUGUUGGCAUGUCGGGUUAUCUUCACUUUGAAGAGCUCAAGAGAAGAGGCGUUGUUCCACUAAAAGAUGCUAGAUGCUUGACUAAUGGAUAUCUUGAUAAUGUAAUUGAUUGGAUACCUGCAAUGGAAGGAAUCCGAUUAAAAGAUCUACCAACCUUCAUCCGCACCACAGAUCCAAAUGACAUAUUCUUCAAUUACAACUUAAAAUCACUCAACAAUUCCAUGAAAGCUAAGGGGCUUAUCCUCAACACAUUUGAUGAGCUAGACAAAGAGGUCUUGGAUGUGAUAAACACCGCAUUUCCAGUGUUGUACUCCACUGGCCCAUUAUCAAUGCUUCAGCAAAAUCUUUCUUCACCAAAUUUUGAGUCCAUUGAAUCAAAUUUGUGGAAGGAAGACAAUGAAUGCUUAAGUUGGCUAGAUAAAAGAGAGCCCAAAUCAGUUGUGUAUGUAAACUUUGGAAGCCUAAUUACAGUGAGUCAAGAGCAGCUGAAGGAGUUUGCUUGGGGACUUGCUAAUAGCAAGUACCCAUUUCUGUGGGUGAUUAGGCCAGACCUUCUUGAUGGUGGAGAGAAGAUAAUGUCCAAAGACUUCAUGGAUGAAAUAAAUGGUAGAGGUUUACUUGUCGGUUGGUGUCCCCAAGAGACAGUUCUCGGUCAUGCUUCAGUUGGAGGGUUUUUGACACGUUGUGGAUGGAACUCUACCUUGGAGAGUAUUUGUCAAGGAGUGGCAUUGAUUUGUUGGCCUUUUUUCGCUGACCAACAGACGAAUUGCUUGUAUUCAUGUGAGAAAUGGGGGAUUGGGGUGGAGAUUGAUAGUGAUGUUAAGAGGGAGAAAGUUGAACAGGUUGUGAGGGAGUUGAUGGAAGGAAAGAAAGGGAAGGAAAUGAGAGUCAAGGCGAUGGAUUGGCAGAGGAAAGCUCAAGUUGCCACAAAUCUUGGUGGUUCUUCUUAUAGUAACUUCGAAAGGUUGGUUAAUGACCUCAUGAUAUGAUCACACCGAUCUUUAGUAGAAUGAAUAUCAACUUUUUUUAUAAAUUAAAUUGAGAGAUGUAUACAUCACUAUUUUUUGUUUAAUAAAAGUAAUUAAAUUGAUGAAA
Messenger RNA from Hevea brasiliensis (rubber tree), 1659 nucleotides. RefSeq names its product 7-deoxyloganetin glucosyltransferase. Gene Ontology annotation, molecular function: UDP-glycosyltransferase activity. The transcript has 2 exons. NCBI's taxonomy places the organism in Eukaryota, Viridiplantae, Streptophyta, Magnoliopsida, Malpighiales, Euphorbiaceae. Bases 57 to 1553 code for a protein of 498 amino acids. The record is from RefSeq and is a predicted model, not a curated record.